AAUCCCUCUGUGUCGCACCAGAACGGCCGCAUCGUUCCGACACUGCGGAGUCGGCGUCAAGAUGGCGGCAGCGGCUGUGGCGGCUGCAGCAGCGGCGGCCGCUGCGGCAUCUCUUCAAGUGCUGGAGAUGGAGAGCAUGGAGACGGCCGCUGCGGGGUCGGCCGGUCUGGCCGCCGAAGUCAGAGGCAGUGGCACGGUCGACUUCGGGCCCGCCCCGGGUUUAUCAGCCAUGGAGGCGAGCGGGGGCGACCCGGGGCCGGAGGCCGAGGAUUUCGAGUGCAGCACCCAUUGCUCCGAGCUGUCGUGGCGGCAGAACGAGCAGCGGCGCCAGGGCCUCUUCUGCGACAUCACUUUGUGUUUCGGCGGCGCCGGAGGCCGCGAGUUCCGGGCUCACCGCUCGGUGCUGGCCGCCGCCACCGAGUACUUCACGCCCCUGCUGUCGGGCCAGUUCUCCGAGUCCCGCUCCGGCCGCGUAGAGAUGCGCAAGUGGAGCUCGGAGCCGGGGCCCGAACCCGACACGGUGGAGGCCGUUAUCGAGUACAUGUACACCGGGCGCAUCCGCGUCAGCACGGGCAGCGUGCACGAGGUGCUGGAGUUGGCCGACAGGUUCCUAUUAAUUCGUUUGAAAGAAUUUUGUGGAGAAUUUCUCAAGAAAAAACUUCAUCUCUCUAAUUGUGUAGCCAUUCAUAGUUUAGCUCACAUGUAUACUCUGAGUCAACUUGCUCUGAAAGCUGCUGAUAUGAUACGGAGAAAUUUCCACAAAGUAAUUCAGGAUGAGGAGUUCUACACUUUGCCUUUCCAUCUCAUUCGAGAUUGGCUGUCGGACUUGGAAAUUACGGUUGAUUCUGAAGAGGUUCUUUUUGAAACAGUUUUAAAAUGGGUUCAGAGAAAUGCUGAAGAGAGAGAAAAAUAUUUUGAAGAACUUUUUAAAUUGCUCAGACUGUCCCAAAUGAAGCCUACUUACCUUACUCGGCAUGUCAAACCGGAGAGGCUAGUGGCCAGUAACGAAGUUUGUGUCAAGUUGGUGGCAGAUGCAGUGGAGAGACAUGCUCUGAGAGCAGAGAAUAUACAGUCUGGCACAUUCCAGCAUCCAGCAGCUCAUGUCUCAUUACUACCUCGAUACGGGCAAAACAUGGACGUGAUAAUGGUUAUUGGAGGCGUGUCAGAAGGAGGGGACUACCUGAGUGAGUGUGUGGGGUAUUUUGUUGAUGAGGACAGAUGGGUAAACCUGCCCCACAUUCACAAUCACCUUGAUGGACAUGCUGUUGCAGUAACAGAAUCCUAUGUGUAUGUUGCUGGAUCAAUGGAACCUGGAUUUGCUAAAACUGUGGAAAGAUACAAUCCAAACAUGAAUACCUGGGAACAUGUUUGUAGUCUGAUGACAAGAAAGCAUUCUUUUGGACUAACAGAAGUCAAAGGGAAACUGUAUAGCAUUGGAGGACAUGGCAACUUCAGUCCUGGCUUUAAAGAUGUGACUGUUUAUAAUCCUGAACUUGAUAAAUGGCAUAACUUGGAAUCAGCGCCAAAGAUUCUUCGAGAUGUCAAGACACUAGCCAUUGAAGAUCGGUUUGUAUACAUUGCUGCCCGCACUCCUGUGAAUAGGGAUACUGAAGAUGGAUUAAAGGCUGUGAUUACUUGCUAUGAUACAGAGACAAGACGGUGGAAAGAUGUGGAAUCACUACCACUUAUUGACAAUUACUGCUUUUUCCAAAUGUCUGUGGUCAAUUCAAACUUCUAUCAGACAGCAUCAUGCUGUCCCAAAAGUUACUCGUUAGAAAAUGAAGAAGCAGUUAGAAAGAUCACCAGCCAAGUUUCCGAUGAAAUUCUUGAAAGCUUACCUCCUGAAGUCUUAAGCAUUGAAGGAGCAGCCAUUUGCUAUUACAAAGAUGAUGUUUUCAUUAUUGGAGGCUGGAAAAACAGUGAUGAUAUCGACAAACAGUACCGGAAAGAAGCCUACCGAUACUGUGCUGAGAGAAAGAGGUGGAUGCUCCUUCCUCCCAUGCCACAACCCCGUUGUAGAGCCACCGCCUGCCAUGUGCGAAUCCCGUACAGGUACUUGCACGGCACGCAGAGAUAUCCUAUGCCUCAAAACUUAAUGUGGCAGAAGGACCGGAUCAGGCAGAUGCAAGAAAUACAUCGGCAUGCCCUAAACAUGCGGCGAGUGCCAAGCUCUCAGAUUGAAUGCUAGGUUCUCUAGAUUGAAUGCUGCUUGAAACAGUUAACUAUUUUGUGAGACUGAUGAUAACCAGACUGAAAAAGUAUGUCAAUAAGUUAUUUUCUACCUGAACUGAUUAUUGCCCCCAUAUAAAGGAAAUAUAGUUAAAAGAUGGGUAGCCCUGCUCUGUAUGUGGUAAUUUUUGUUAGCCUGC
Molecule: messenger RNA, 2369 nt
Organism: Erinaceus europaeus (western European hedgehog)
Lineage: Eukaryota; Metazoa; Chordata; Mammalia; Eulipotyphla; Erinaceidae
Gene: KLHL11
Product: kelch like family member 11
Exons: 2
Coding region: 62-2188 (708 amino acids)
Molecular function (GO): protein binding
Source: RefSeq, a predicted model, not a curated record